Messenger RNA from Nematocida ausubeli, 1572 nucleotides. RefSeq lists its product as uncharacterized. The transcript has a single exon. The coding region runs from base 1 to 1572 and encodes 523 amino acids. NCBI's taxonomy places the organism in Eukaryota, Fungi, Microsporidia. The record is from RefSeq and is a predicted model, not a curated record.
AUGGAUAUUUUCAGCACAAAAAUAUUUAUGUCAGAUGACAUUAGAACUGUCCACAUGCAGCGCACACUAGUGGAUGAGAUUGCAUUUGCAGAGCCACUUAAGAAUGCAGACAAAAUUAAAAAGAUCUCUGGGAUAUACAAAGACUUCAGAUUCUCCGAGCCAGAAAGCGCCCCUUUUGCUACGCCCUUAGCAAUUACGAAAGGACUGCGGUUUGAAGAGAAAGAGGCCAGCUGGAAUUUUGUCAACUUUUUCCCAGAUAUGCCCAGUAUAACGGCAAGAGACAAAGAUUCAAGACCAAGAAACUUCCGGCCCAGAAGCACAAUUAUCAUGAACAGGGCGCUAGACAAAGGAGCCCCCUACUUGAUGUACUCCCUGGAUGGGCAUAAGUACACCAUACGAAAGGAAAGAGCCACUGACAGCACAGAUACAGUUGCUGUCAUCAACAGGGAAUUGGAGCCAAUUAAAAUAGAGCUUUACAGGAACACUGCGCACUUCCUGAACGAAGACCACCUGGAUAUAAUUGAAUGUACCCGUCUCACAAAGCACAGAAUAAAUCUGUCAAAUGCAGUGGACAUGUCAGUGCCAGAAAAAGGAGGAACAAUAAUCCCAAUUCUGAAGGAAAUGGAAGAAAGAAAGGGAAUUAACACGAAGAAAAUGUACCUGGAUAGGGUAGAUAUGGCAACAGGAAAAAUAGAUAAUUAUGUGCUAAAUUGCCCAGGGACAUUGGAGAAGUACAAGAGAAUUUCAAAUACAUGGCACCCACAGGAAUAUAUUAUAAUGUCCAGUGGGACUGCAGGAAUAAUUGACUUGCGCGAGAAAAAAUCACGCACUUUCUGGAAUUGCAGGGAAAUUCUGGCGCACCCAGGGGAGAACUUCAAUGAAUACCACAAGAUAGAAAAGGGUGCAGGCAGCAAGAUAUACAUCACAAAUGGAGGUACCUUAGGAUCGUUUGAUAUGCGAAAUCUAACAACACCUUAUGGCAUAUGCAAUACAAAUCUCAGGAAUGGAGUGUUGUCUAUGGGAAGGCAUCCUGCUGUAUAUAACAAUUCAGGAAAAUUCUUCUUCCAGAGUGCAACAGACCCGGAUAAUUGUAUAAUGAAAAUAUACAACUUCAAUACGACGGAUAAACUGCUUGGUUUUGAGUGGGUUGGAAGGUCUGCAAAUCUUCCUUACUCAAUGGCUGCCUUCUUAUUCAAGAGCAGGCUGUGCAUCUUUUCUGGGACUGGGGAGGUUCAUGAAGUUCAAAUUGGGCAAAAAAAGUCCCAGCGGUAUAAAAGGAGAGAUGUGGAUAAGCAGCUAUCAAAUAACAAAAUAUAUACAGAUGGAUUCUUUAGGAAACCAUUGAAGGCAAUGAAGGAAAAAGCUGUUGAUUCAUAUACCAUAUUGGAAAGAUCCCUUUUGAAUGGGUUUAGGGAUCCUUUGGAUACUGAAAGUGCCAAAUCCACAGCAAUAAGCCCUUCUGAGGAUGUGAUUAAAGUUCUUGGGUACACAAAAAUGAUAAAUUACAUGGUACCCAGUGACACAGCACUUCUUCUGAACAAAAGUAAAGACGAGAAAAAAGAGCACGAAUAA